Meloidogyne enterolobii is the source of this 452-nucleotide messenger RNA. Lineage: Eukaryota; Metazoa; Nematoda; Chromadorea; Rhabditida; Meloidogynidae. The record is from the annotation of a GenBank genome assembly.
GCAUAUCGGAACUUGGAAUGUCAAAGCCUUUAUCGAAAACAAAUUCGAUCAAUUCUUCUCUUGAUUCAACAAUCAUAGACUUGGGGAUAGGAAUUUUAUCACCGGAUGUAUCUGUGCCGAGUUUAUAUAGCCACUCUUUAAACUGUAUCUCAGAUGGCUGUAGACGCAUAUUCUGUGUAAGACGAGUCUUAUGAAACAUAGGAUAAAGAUUGGAGAUCUGAAGGCAAACUGCCACUUGAGCUUCGGGUGAACGGGAAUUUUUAACAACAGGAAGCGAUUGUUUCCAAUCACCGGAAAUGAUAACAACCUUUCCUGCAAAAGGCAAAUGCUGAUUUUUGGGUACCAUUAUACGGCAGAGUUUAUCGACAUUUUCAAGAACAGUCUUUUCAAGCAUGGUAAUUUCAUCGACAAUUAUAAGGUUACUUUCAAUUAUACGACGACCAAAAUAACUU